Messenger RNA from Phytophthora infestans T30-4, 786 nucleotides. RefSeq lists its product as uncharacterized. The coding region runs from base 1 to 786 and encodes 261 amino acids. Gene Ontology annotation, cellular component: mitochondrion. NCBI's taxonomy places the organism in Eukaryota, Oomycota, Peronosporomycetes, Peronosporales, Peronosporaceae. The transcript has a single exon. The record is from RefSeq and is a predicted model, not a curated record.
AUGGCGGAGACAUCCAGUGACCAGCCUCAGACUCCCGUAAAGCUCGCCAAGCAGCUCGUUGUGGACGCGGCCGCCGCCAUGGCUGCGUCGCUCGGCGUGGCCCCCUUCAUCACCAUCGUGGACCGUGCCAUUAUCGAGAACGCCAGCGGCGCCCGCCCACUUGGUCGUGGCCUUAAAGAGCUCAGCGCUGACUUUGUUAAGCACCCACUGCGCUUUAUUGGCAAGCGAGAGUUCCACCUCAUCUUCGGUCUUUACACAGCCACGUACGUCGCCGCCAACGUCGUCGACUCUGUGUGCGAGUACGCCGAGACGGACAACCAGAUGCCCAAAUUUAUCGGCACCACGGCCGUCAACAUGUCGCUCUGCAUUGCCAAGGAUCGCGCCUUCGCCCGUAUGUUCGGUGUCAUCGCACCCGCAGCUUUUCCGCUCACAUCUAUCGGCCUUUUUGCCGUGCGCGACUCCAUGACUUGCGGCGCGUCAUUUAACGCCCCCAAGGUGCUGGCCAAGAAGAUCGAGGACAAGGGUCUAAUGGAAAAGUCUGGCGCCAACACCUUCGCGCAGCUCGUCUGUCCCGCAGCCGUGCAAUUCUUGUCCACACCGCUGCACCUGCUGGGUCUUGAUCUGUACAACAACAACGGCCACGCUAUGUCGCAACGUGUGGGCUUCAUCCAGCGUGAAUACGUCAAAUCUGUGCUAGCCCGUGUCGGCCGUAUCGGACCUGCCUUCGGUAUCGGCGGUGUGGGCAACGCCUACUUCCGGAACACGCUCCGCGCCAAGUUGGAUUAG